Molecule: messenger RNA, 949 nt
Organism: Parathielavia appendiculata
Lineage: Eukaryota; Fungi; Ascomycota; Sordariomycetes; Sordariales; Chaetomiaceae
Exons: 2
Coding region: 1-552 (183 amino acids)
Molecular function (GO): riboflavin reductase (NADPH) activity; biliverdin reductase [NAD(P)H] activity
Source: RefSeq, a predicted model, not a curated record
AUGGUCGGAUCCAGAGUCUUGGCCUUUGGUGCCACGAGGCCGGCGGGCAUCUGCCUGCUCCGUGAUUGUCUCUACCGCAACCACGAGACGGUAGCCUUUGCGCGGAACCCGUCCAAGAUCCCCGCCGACUUUGCUUCCAACCCGCUGCUACGUGAUGAAGGGCGAACUAACCGACACCGAAGCCCUCUCCCCGGCCGUACCCAAGCCCGCGUUGUCGUCUCGCUCCUGGGGCCCAACCAAAUCCGCGGCAUCCAGCCCGAGAUGUACUCCGACUUUUACAAGGCUCUCUUUUCGCAAAUGCGCGCCCACGGCGUGCGGCGCAUCUUUGCCAUGGCGACGCUCUCGUUUGAAGUGCCCGAGGACCGCUUCUCGCUCCAGCGGCUCUUGGUCGUCGGCCUCGUGAGGGCUGUCGUGCCUGGGGGUUAUCAAACCGUCCACCGGAUCUGUGCCGCGUUUUUUCAGGAGGAGGAGGAGGGGAUUGACUGGGCGCUGUUUCGGAUUGCGGGCAUACCGGAGGGUUUGGACGAGAAGAGCAGGAGGGAGGACAGGUAGAAUGGGGAGGUGUAUGAGGGAUGGAUUGGCGGGGAGGGGUGGACGACGACUUGGAGAAGAGGGGCGCUUGCGAGGGGGUUGGUGAAUGCUGUUGAGGAUGGAAAGGAGCAGUGGAUCGGUAGGAUUCCCGCUGUUUGUCGAAAGGCGGGGAGCGGGAGGAGGACUUAUUCUUGUGUGGUUUGGGGUGUGGCCGAGCCCAGGAGAUGCACGGAAACAGGUGACCGUCAAACCACCGGACGAGUGCGUCGACAUGGGGAGCAAGCAAGACAUGGAUACAUUCUUCAUCUCGAAUACUCAUGACCGGAUUCUAUGUGACUGCGUGCAAAACAGCACAGCGGUAGCAGUGUCAGAUUGCUUAUGCAGAUGAACAAUAUCACCUAAGAAUUCUUUGUUCAGG